Lemur catta (Ring-tailed lemur) is the source of this 2046-nucleotide messenger RNA. It is a transcript of the gene CXXC4, whose product is annotated as CXXC finger protein 4. The transcript is spliced from 2 exons. Gene Ontology annotation, molecular function: methyl-CpG binding; zinc ion binding. NCBI's taxonomy places the organism in Eukaryota, Metazoa, Chordata, Mammalia, Primates, Lemuridae. The record is from RefSeq and is a predicted model, not a curated record. Gene Ontology annotation, cellular component: nucleus. Bases 1 to 1038 code for a protein of 345 amino acids.
AUGAACACCAACGUGUGCGUGGAGCCGGGCCCGGGCCCCGAGGCGCCGGGGCUGCCCAAGGAGAGCCACCUGCCCGAGGGCGCGCUGGGCGGCCUGGCGGACUACAGCGCCGAGGUGGAGCGCUACCGCUCCUUCGCCUCCUCCUUCUACAAGGGCGGCGGCGGCGGCGCCUUCCCGCAGGCGGCCAAGAUCGCGCGCAUCACCACGCCGAUCUUCCCGGGCAGCGCCGCCGCCGCCGCGGCCGCCGCGCGCAUCGGCAUGUCGCCCUGGAACUGCGACAGCGCGGCCACCGCCAUGCUCUGGGGCAGCGGCGGGGGCGGGGGCGGCAGGAAGCCCUCCUCCUCCUCCUCCUCCUCCUCUUCCUCCUCCUCCUCCGCCGCCGCCGCCGCCGCCCCCGCCGCCCCCGCCGCCCCCUCCCCGGCGGGGCUGCCCGCGGGCGGCGGCAGGGCGGGCGCGCACCCCCGCGGGGACGCGGCGCGCCUGGGCAAGGAGCCCGCGCUGCAGAUGGCGAACGGCACCUUCCUCCCGGGCCUGGGCCCCGAGCCCUGCCGGCCGCUGGCGGGCGAGUGCGGGAGCAAGCUCAAGUGCGGCGCGGCCGAGGCGGAGCUGCUGAACCUGCCCGAGCGCGUGGGCGCCUUCCCCGCGCUGCCGGCGCUCGGGGGCCUGUCGCUGCCGCCCGGCGUCAUCGUGAUGACGGCCCUGCACUCCCCCGCCGCCGCCGCCGCCGCCGUCUCGGACAGCGCCUUCCAGGUGGCCAACCUGGCGGACUGCCCGCAGGCGCACGCCGCGCCCUCGUCGGCCGCCGCGGCGGGCGGGCCCGGCGGCGCCACCCCCGCCAAGAAGAAGCGCAAGCGCUGCGGGGUGUGCGUGCCCUGCAAGCGCCUCAUCAACUGCGGCGUCUGCAGCAGCUGCAGGAACCGCAAAACGGGACACCAGAUCUGCAAGUUCAGGAAGUGCGAGGAGCUCAAGAAAAAACCUGGCACUUCGCUAGAGAGAACACCUGUUCCGAGCGCCGAAGCUUUCCGAUGGUUCUUUUAAAGCAGUAGUCUGUCUUAUUUUCAAGGCAUUUGGAAAUGAAGGGCAAACUAAUGUCUUGUUUUAAGAAACUGCUUAGUCCACCACUGAAGAAAAUAUCCAGAAAUUAUUUUCAUUUUAUGUAUAGGGGUUUCUUCAAAAAAAAAAAAAAAAAAAAGAGGAAAAGACAAAAGACACAUAAAAAAGAAUGUGGGAGUUGGGGAAUCUCCGGCCAGUCUAUUUACUUUCCAGACACUGACUGAUUCUUUCUUUGAUGUAAUUUAGCUAUCCUAGUGAAGUCGUCGUCUAUUUUGAAAGUGGCUGUAAAAAAAAAAAAAAAAAGUUUGGGUAAAGCCCUGCUGUAAAAUCCUGUAUCUUUGCAAAGUACAUAUCUAUACUUCAUUUUCAAAUAUAUGUGUUUCAGUACUGUAAACUGUACAGACAGCAGCUUGUAUUUUGUGUGUUUAGACACGAGGAGACAAUCACGUCUGAGCAUCUAUGGAGAUUAACAGUUUGUACACAACAGUGUGGUUCCGCGAGUUAAAUCUGGAGCAAUAAAUUUUAGCUUUAAAUAUUUUUUGCCAGUUGUUUCUAGAAGCGGUGACCGCCCUGGCACCAUUCUGCCACGCGUCUUUCCGUAGAGACUCCAAGGCCAAGUUGGACGAGACUGAGAGAUUACGAUGCAUCCCGAGACUUACCUGCAGCUGCAUUGUUCCAGGAGGGGAAGAUGUCACGGAAGUUUCAGUUACUCUUUUGAGCACUAUAUUAGAGUAGCGGUUAUGCACUUGCAUUGCUUACAAAACGAGCUGUACAGAAGGGUGUACCUCCCGAAUACUUAGUGUAGUUGACUUGUCUUGGGUUCACUGCAAGGCGGAGUACUCAGAGUAGUUGGAAAAUGCAGAAUCAGUUGUGUGAUUUUUAAAAAAAAAAACAAAAAAAAACAAAAAACAGUGUUUUCUAGACUAAAAAAUAAAAGUAUCAUAUCUUAGGGGGAGAAAUCCAUGACUGAUUUUUUUUUUUUUCCCCAGCCCA